This is a messenger RNA of Lodderomyces jiufengensis, 975 nucleotides long. RefSeq lists its product as uncharacterized. The record is from RefSeq and is a predicted model, not a curated record. The coding region runs from base 1 to 975 and encodes 324 amino acids. The transcript has a single exon. NCBI's taxonomy places the organism in Eukaryota, Fungi, Ascomycota, Pichiomycetes, Serinales, Debaryomycetaceae.
AUGGUUACAAUCAACUCAGAAUUAGAACAUUUACCUCAUAUAGAUGAAAAUAUAAGUCCUGAAGAAAGAGCUCAAAUUGAGUACUUAAUAAGACUAGAAUUAGCUAAUCAAUUUAAUAAUAACAUGAAUAAUUUUGCUCAUCAUUUAUCUCCACAACAACAACAAUCACAAUCCUUACAACAAAACCUACAUCACAAUAUAAAUAAUCCACAAACAAAUAUACUACAUCAACAACAACUUCCACAUGCUCAUCCACAACAUGAGUUUAUCAACACAACCGGUAGACUAACUCCACAAUUACAACAACAACAGCAAUAUCUAGAUGUAAAUUUAGAAAAUCUACCAUUACAUCCAAUGGUUGAUAGAUUAAUGACACCAACUAACACGAUACCAUCAAGUAGUUUAUUAGAUAGAAGUAUACAACAUUAUGAAGAAGAAGAAUUAGAAGAUGAUGACGAUAUUGAUGAAGAUGACACUAAUUUUUUACAGAACCGCAACGGGGUUGAUUUAAGUAAAUAUACAAAUUUUAACAUGAAAUCACCAUUAGAAGGAACUACUUCACAGGGAGAUAAUCAACUUGCUCAAAACAAUGAUGGUAUAAACUACAAUAACUUGUAUACAACAUUAGGUCAUGCAACAAUACAACAAAGAAACUUAAAUUUAUUAAUGAACAACAGACAAGAUAUAACCCACUUACAAAAUAAUCAUUUAGUUCAAUUACGUGAAAUAAAUGAAAACUUGAAUCUGAGUUUAAGUAAAAAGAGAAUAAUGAUUGAUGAAACUAAUGAACAAAAUUUAAAAAAACAAAAAUAUUUAAAUGAUCAAACUUCAUUAUUGAACCAACAAUGGAAACAAGGUAUAAAUACUGCUUUAGAAUUAAAAAUUGAAGCUGCUACAACAAGCUCUUCUUCUUCUAAUGCCGGUGUCACUAAUGUUACUUCUACUUCAGCUUCUAUUAUUGAAUUUGAUGAAUAA